This is a messenger RNA of Betta splendens (Siamese fighting fish), 1029 nucleotides long. RefSeq lists its product as uncharacterized. The record is from RefSeq and is a predicted model, not a curated record. Bases 74 to 1015 code for a protein of 313 amino acids. Gene Ontology annotation, molecular function: catalytic activity. Lineage: Eukaryota; Metazoa; Chordata; Actinopteri; Anabantiformes; Osphronemidae. The transcript has a single exon.
AAGAGGAGUGACUUACCAGAAUUUAAUAAACAUCAAAACAGUUCCUCUUACGGAACAAAGUAAUAGUAAGCUAAUGAAGUGUGGUUUAUUAAAUAUCAGAUCUCUCUCAUCUAAAUCCUUUUUAAUAAAUGACUUGAUAAGUGACCAUCACAUAGAUCUGUUCUGUCUCACUGAAACCUGGCUGCAGCAGGAUGAAUAUGUUACUUUAAAUGAGUCGACUCCAAUGAGUCACAUCAACUAUCAUGUUCCAAGAUGUACAGGUAGAGGUGGAGGAGUAGCAGCAGUUUAUAAAUCAGAUUUAUUAAUUACUCCUAAACCUAAACAUAGUUAUAACUCAUUUGAGAGCCUCACUCUGAGCCUUUCUCACCCAGACUCUAAAACUCAGAAACCAGUUGUGUUUUGUAUUGUUUACCGUCCUCCUGCUCCAUAUUCAGAGUUCUUAACUGAAUUCUCUGAAUUCUUAUCUGACUUAGUUCUUAGCACAGAUAAAGUCAUUGUAGUGGGAGACUUUAACAUUCAUGUAGAUGUUGACAGCAACUGUCUCAGCACUGCUUUUAACUCCUUAAUAGACACUAUUGGUUUUACACAGCAGGUAAAUCAACCCACUCAUCGUUUUAACCACACUCUAGAUCUUGUCCUGACAUAUGGAGUUGAAAUUGAUAAUUUAAUAGUUCUUCCCCAAAACCCUCUGUUAUCUGACCAUUUCUUAUUAACUUUUGAAUUUAGCACAACUGACCCUAUAACAGCUGGAAAGAAAUGUUACUAUAGCAGAUGUUUAUCUGACAAUGCUGUUGCCAGAUUCAAGCAGAUGAUUCCAUCAUCUUUUGCCUCAAUGUCUUGCAGAUACACAGAGAACAGUCACCUUAAUCCUUAUGAACAGGUUGACUGUCUUGUAGAUGAUGCUGCAGCUUCUCUACGUACAAUGUUAGACACAGUGGCUCCUCUGAAGAAGAAGACAGUGAAUCAGAGGAGGUUAGCUCCGUGGUACAGUAUAACUCAGACAUCCGCAGUCUAAAGCAAAGGACUAGA